Messenger RNA from Racocetra persica, 216 nucleotides. The record is from the annotation of a GenBank genome assembly. NCBI's taxonomy places the organism in Eukaryota, Fungi, Glomeromycota, Glomeromycetes, Diversisporales, Gigasporaceae.
AUGGUAUUUGAAAUGAAUGGAGUCGGGAAAGGGAAAGGUGGUGUUGGGAAGGGUGGUGCCAGGGAAGAGUGGUGUUUAGAAAGAGGGUAUCAGGGAAGGUGGUAUCAGGAAAGAAUGGUGUUUGAAAAGAGUAGUAUCGGAGGAAGGAGAAAUGUUUGUCAAGUAAAUAGUUGUCAGAUAGGCAAUUGUGUAGAGGAAGAGGUUGUCAGAGAGUUG